UCUCUCGUGAAAUAACUAACCAACCUCUUUCGCUCCCAAAACACCCGCCACAUCUCACGCGCCACCACCCUCCCACAAUGUCCGCCCCACCGACGCUCCCCAUCACCAACCCCCAAACCACGUCGUCCGCCGCCGCCUCCCAGUCCCCUGCCCUAAUCGCCACGCCCGCCUUCCGCGCGUUCCUCUCACGCUUCACCUCCUCCAUCCGCUCCGGCUUCUCCCAGCGCCGCCCCUGGUACGAGCUCCUCGACCGGAGCUCCCUCGCCCGACCCGACUCCCUCUCCGAAGCCUACUCCCGGAUCCGGAAAAACGCCACCUACUUCCGCGUCAACUACGUCACCCUCGUCACCGUCGUCCUCGCCCUCUCUCUCCUCACCAACCCCUUCUCCCUCCUCGUCCUCCUCUCCCUCCUCGGCGCGUGGGCCUUCCUCUACCUCUUCCGAUCCUCCGAUCAGCCCCUCGUCAUCGGCGGCCGCACCUUCUCCGACGCCGAGACUCUCAUCGGCCUCGUCGUGACCACGGUGCUCGUCGUCUUCGUCUCCAGCGUCGGCUCGCUCCUCAUCUCGGCUCUCUUGAUCGGACUCGCGAUUGUGCUCGCGCACGGCGCGUUUAGGGUUCCGGAGGAUCUGUUCCUUGACGAUCAGGAGCCGGCCAACACCGGAUUCCUCUCGUUCCUCGGCGGUGCUCAAGCUGCUGCUACCGCCGCGGCGGCGCGUGUGUAGGUGGAUCUUUAAUUUGUUUAGGGGGGAGAUAUUCAAUAUGUUUGGUGAAAGAUUAGGGUUUAUAUAGAUUGAAUCUGGCAUUUUCUUAGUUCUCUAUCGAAUUUUCGAAAUGUAAUGCUACUUCUCUCUU
Molecule: messenger RNA, 852 nt
Organism: Argentina anserina (silverweed cinquefoil)
Lineage: Eukaryota; Viridiplantae; Streptophyta; Magnoliopsida; Rosales; Rosaceae
Product: PRA1 family protein B3-like
Exons: 1
Coding region: 78-722 (214 amino acids)
Biological process (GO): vesicle-mediated transport
Cellular component (GO): endoplasmic reticulum; Golgi apparatus
Source: RefSeq, a predicted model, not a curated record